Rhagoletis pomonella (apple maggot) is the source of this 3928-nucleotide messenger RNA. RefSeq lists its product as uncharacterized. The record is from RefSeq and is a predicted model, not a curated record. Gene Ontology annotation, cellular component: cytoplasmic microtubule; cilium. NCBI's taxonomy places the organism in Eukaryota, Metazoa, Arthropoda, Insecta, Diptera, Tephritidae. Gene Ontology annotation, biological process: microtubule cytoskeleton organization. The transcript is spliced from 4 exons. The coding region runs from base 641 to 3928 and encodes 1095 amino acids. Gene Ontology annotation, molecular function: microtubule binding.
AACUUACCAGCGAUGUUAAAGUACAAAAGUCAAUGGCGAAGCGGCGAAACGCACAGUCACGAGUUGCAAGCACACGAGUACGGUCGGAAAAUUCUAAAAUAUCAAAAAGCAGCAGAAAGAAAAGUGCCACAACAAAACUAACUAAUGUAGUGGAGGCAGUGAGAAACAAUUUGUAUUCAAUAAAAAAGUAUUCAAUUGAAAUGAAAGUGUGCAGGAGUGAGUUUUUUACACCGCGAGUGGUCAAUGCAUUCGGUGAGCAUUAUGGGGUGAAUUGGCCGGAUGCAGUAGUGCGUGACGAAGCUUAAUUAAAGUGACGCUAGCCAGUGCAGACGAAAUAAGUACUACCGGUCGCUAUGUGUUUUUCUUUUUUUUCGACUAAAAGACUAAAGCAAAAGUCCAAGGAAAUUAUUAAGUGCACUCGAGGACGUUGAAGAAUAUAUUUAUUUGCUUAAUCUGAAAUUAAAGUGGCAGAGCAAAGAAAAUUUAUCGCAGCAAAAGUGUGGCGCAUGUGUAAGUUGCGACAGUAAAGAGCGAGUUUAAAUCAAAAUAGCCACCGAUAGAACUUUUAUGGCUCAAUAAAGGUCACCUAAAAUACGCUUUCUAGAAGAGCUCUACAUUUUUUUGUCUGUGUUUGUAUAAUAUGUUCUUUCGCCGCAUGUUUGCGCGCAAGGACAGCAGUGGCAGCGGAGACAAUGCUCCGUACAAUUAUCAUAAUGAGGAUGUCAACGCUAACGACAACCACGACGAUGAACGCGAUGAAGUUGGUGCUUUAGGAGGUGGCGCAACAGCGCGCGGCAAGCGCCACAGUAACAACAACGGCAAUGUGAACGGUACACUCAGCAAUGGAACUAGCAGUAGCAGCGAAUAUGAGUUGCAACGCCGACGUACUUACGGCUCUGUGGCAGCGGCGUCUUCAAGCGCGGCAGCUGCCUCCAAGCACUGUCACUCCGCAAGCACGCUACACCGCGCUGCAACUUCCGCACCGGCUUCGGUCCAGCUGACGCCACUUUGGGAACACAUACUCCGCACGCGUACCUUUCCCGACAACGUUUAUCCGGGUAAAAUAUUUGGGGAAUUUCUCGAACGUCUACGCGAUCCCGAAUGGCAAGUGCGUCAGCAUGCGCUACGCGUUUUUGUCGAUGUAUUGGUGGUAAUGCGCGCCGAGGCGGACGCGUAUAUGGAUGCGCUGAUAGCGCCAUUGGUAGAGAAUUUGGGACAUCAGGCGCCUACCGUGAGGAAAGGCGCGCUUGAUUGUCUGCGCGUAUAUCUCGCCGAGACGGCAAUGCCCGAAACGAUAUUGCUGCAGAUACUCGAUAUCGGGCUGAAUCAGAAGAUAACCAACGAACCAUUUGGUGGACGCUUAACAUGCGGUGUUAUGCUAUCCUUACCAGCGCUGGUUCAUUCAACGUUGAACACUAACAAGCGUCAUUACACACUGCGCACCGCCAUAGAUAUGCUAGUGCAGAAGAUGGGGCAGGUGACGCAUCAGGAGAUCACGCUGAAAGUGCUUUCGAAAUUACGUGACUUGGUGGGUGAGGAUGAGUUUCGCGAUUAUAUGACUACGAGCGCGUAUCGCGAAUUCGACUUGUUGUGUAAUGUUUACAGCGUAGAUGACAAAGCAAAUGGUAGUGCGAGCGGACAUGGUGGUGGUCAUGAUAGGAGCGCGAAUACCAACAGAGGUGCUGGUACUUGGCAUAUGUUAACAAAGCAACCCCUGGUAAGCUGCUGGCGCUCAUCGGAUGAGGAGCAAAUGCUCGAGGAGGCGGCUAAAGCGCGAGUUAUUUUGGAAACUGAAAUAAAAAUCAAUGAUGAUACGUUAACGAUGCGCAUUCUCGAGGCAAAGGACGAUGAUUUCGACACCGAAGUCGAUACGGACUCGAGUCCGCGAAAAUCUGUGGACACAUACCCGAAUAGUUUGGAGGAUGAUGUCGUCUGCGGUCGUCUACCAAGCGCAACACGCGAUGCUGAGCAUGAGUUAAGCGCGGUGGUGCGUUUACUAAGCGAUUCCGAGUUCGAUAUGGAGGAUGACUGCAAUGCAGUGGAGCAAAAAUCAAACCUGCGGGACCGUCAAGAAUAUUAUAGCGUUGUAACGCCAUCGACGCCUUCGCGCACACCGAAACGUGUAACAUUCGGUGGCGAAGUGGUGAAGAUGCGUACGCCGGACAGCGACGCUAACACAUCAAAUAAUCGAAGUAAUAAUGGCGCUGCAGCUGAGCAUCAGCACACACUCUCUGCCAUGCCAACUGGGAAUCAAAAUACCAUUGAGGCUGGGGGCGGCAACGGCGGAGGUGUUGACGGCAAUAGUGAUAGCGCUGAGCCUUUGCAGCGCACUAUUACAACAACAACCACCACAACAACCGAGAUAACAAUUAUAAGCACGCCAUCCACGUCCGCCACUAGCAGUCCACUGCCCGAUGAGACAAACCACAGCAAGACUAUGGCAUUGAGCGUGGAAAUAAUCGAUGACAACACUAAGCCUUUGCCGGUGUCAUCGCCGGAGACAGAGCGCUUACCAGUGGCGCGUCCAAGAACAGCACAAUCACCAGGGCGUGCACAAAUGUCAAGCAUUGCCAACGAUGGUGGCGGCGCUGCAGACGACACAAGCCCUUUGAGCUCGUCUGCGAAUACAAACGAUUCUCAUUCGCCACCCAAGCGACGAGACUCCGUGACUAGCGCCGGCACAGUCGCCAACUUAUCACCAUUCUCACCUUCGUACAAGCGACACAGUAUCAGUCCCGUAGAUAGCAUUAUUAGUCCUAAGACACCACACAAACCCAUUGAGGUGAUGCACAACUUACAGCGUGAUCCCUCGCCAGUGCGCUCGCGCAGCGCACGACGCGCUGAGGUGGUUAGAGAGGCAGCGCAACCUAGUGCAGGCGAGAAAAUUGACACCUUAUUGACGACACACUCCACACAGACAACACAUAUGCCACGCGCACAGACGCCCUCACCGCUGCCACCCAAAACGUGGGAGGAAUUGGAUAUUGUCGAUUAUGAUACGUUACUGGAUUUGCGUUCAGGGAACUGGCAUCACCGCCUGCAGGGCGUUGCCCAACUCGAGGUAGCUUUGCGUAACACCGAUACACUGGCACAAGUUCAACCGUGUCUGGAUAGUUUACUCCGCACUUUACUCUUCUCUGAACGUAAUCCAGACGUGGCAGAGGCAAAGCAACAACUGCUAAUCAAUCUCAUAACACGUUUGCCACUCGAUAACUUGGAGGAUCGUACAACACAAAUAAUGACCGGGCUGUGUCGCCAAGGUGGCGCUGGAGCGAAUCGCGUAUGCAAAGCAUUGAUGCAUCGACUGCCGGCGGCGGCAAUUGUACUCAAAUUAUUGUCGCAAGAAUUUUUACAUGCAAAGAGCUCAAGGUUCCGUGAACACGCGCUCAAAAUGGUUAUGUACUCGCUGAUGACCUUUCCUAGCACUUGCUUUGACAUGACCACCUGCGUUACCCAUGCCACAUAUACCGCCCUAAAUCGCAAGCGUCGCGUGCGUCAAGCCGCUUUAGAUGUGCUCGCUAUUUUGGGACAAAUAACCAAUACACGCGCUGUACUGGAUGUGGUACAAGGUUUGGCUGCCGCACGAGAAGAUGGCCCAGCAUUGCUUUCCGCGGUGCGUACGCGACUUUCACGCAAGCAAAUGCCCCUCGUCGCUGCUGAUGGACAGGUACAGUACGCGCUGCGUGUGCCAUCGCCACAUUCGGCGGAAGCAACGGACGCAGCCAACGGACAAAUGGGCGCUGAUAUUGAAUGGAUUGUGGCGGGUAUCGCUGCAGGCGAAAAGACCGAGUUUCCGCUCUGCAGUCUCGGUGGCGUCGCUGGUGCGAUCGCUGUCGUUGGUGUGGUCGCUGUCGCUUGUGCGGUCGUUGGCGCUUAUGCGGUCGUUGGUGAUCGCGCUCGUGUUGGAGUAAAGGUCGGAAAGACCUAG